Molecule: messenger RNA, 750 nt
Organism: Exophiala xenobiotica
Lineage: Eukaryota; Fungi; Ascomycota; Eurotiomycetes; Chaetothyriales; Herpotrichiellaceae
Exons: 1
Coding region: 1-750 (249 amino acids)
Source: RefSeq, a predicted model, not a curated record
AUGGAAGUGAUCCGCUCAGACAAAUGCCCCGAUUUUGCAGGAGCCAGCUGCAGCCUCGCAUGGCUUGGCGUUACCCCUUGGGCGAGACAGCCUCGCAACAAAGGUACCGGGCAUCUACAGUCCAACAAAGUGCAAUUUGAUCUGAAGACGGCCCUCGAGCAAGCAAACGCCGAGCGAGAUAUCCUCCAAAAGGAAAUCACGAAUGCCAAAGCCGAAAAGGAUCAGCUGCUGAAAGACCUCGACGAAGCCAACAGCAGAGCCGAGAAGGGGAAACGAUCAUUGACCUCAACCAUGCAGCGCCUGGUGAAAGAUGAGCCAGAGCUGGAACAAGAACCGGCACAGCACAUCGCAAAGCUUACACAAGCCGUCGUUGAGAAUGAGAAACCCCAAGUUGCUCUCAAUGAAAGCGGUGCAGAAAAACACGCGGCGCAGAAGGUGGCCGAGAAAGAAGAGCCUGGCAUUUCCACUGCUGCUCUGCAGAAGGACGAAGAAACAGUCAAGGCAGAUGAAGAGACUCCAGAAGCCGCCUAUGGAAGAUCGGUGCGUCCAGCUAGCGAGAUAUCCGACUUGAAAUCCAGCAUGACAACUCCAAAUGGUCGGAAUCAUGGCUUUGCACAUGGCACCUCAAUGCUCGGUCGAGGCCGGGGCAAGGCCCGUCACCGUGGCUCUGGACGAAAGGGUGUUGGCCCGGAACGAUGUGGCAAGUGCGCCAUGAUAUCGCAUCUUACAGAAGACUGUCCGAUCAAAUGA